This is a messenger RNA of Lampris incognitus (smalleye Pacific opah), 714 nucleotides long. RefSeq names its product HESX homeobox 1 (gene hesx1). The transcript is spliced from 5 exons. Gene Ontology annotation, cellular component: nucleus. The record is from RefSeq and is a predicted model, not a curated record. Lineage: Eukaryota; Metazoa; Chordata; Actinopteri; Lampriformes; Lampridae. Gene Ontology annotation, biological process: pituitary gland development; regulation of transcription by RNA polymerase II; forebrain development. The coding region runs from base 1 to 714 and encodes 237 amino acids. Gene Ontology annotation, molecular function: RNA polymerase II cis-regulatory region sequence-specific DNA binding; DNA-binding transcription repressor activity, RNA polymerase II-specific.
AUGUCAGUGGCCCGAGACAGGAGAGGAGAGACCAGACUGGUGUUUUCCAUCGAGAGGAUUUUGGGUUUGGAUCCAGAAAAGCCCGACAACACUGUGAAGCUCUACCAGCCAUGGAGACACGUGGAAGACGCCACGCGUGUUCAACAGUUGGUGAUUGUGAUUCAGACUUCAGCUCAGCAGCAGCAGCAGCAGGCGUCGGUGGACUCCUGGAGACCGACGGCCAACUGGUACAUUGGACGAAGACCUCGUACUGCCUUCUCCAACACCCAGGUGGAGGUGUUGGAGACGGUGUUUCGGGUGAACUCUUAUCCAGGUAUCCAGCUGAGGGAGGAGCUGGCUUGCAGAUUACAGCUGGAUGAGGACAGGAUCCAGAUCUGGUUCCAGAACCGGCGGGCCAAGCUGAAGCGCUUCCACAGGGAGAACAGGCUACGGAUGGUCCAGAAAGCCAUCGCCGGCCUCCGGGUCAACCGUAAGGUCAUAGGUCAACGCGGAGCCGAGCAGGAAGUUCUGACAGAGCUCGCGGCCGACGGAGAGGUGGCGCCGGGCGCCAGAACCGAAAGGGGAGCGAACACCGCCGAGACGAGACGUGAUCAGAAGACUGGCUGCGCGAGACUCCGACGCGCUUCGAACGGACGAAUAGAAACGCCAAACAAAACAACAGCGACGCAACAACACUGUGAAAUACACAACGCCGAAAGCCCGAGGGUCAGGUAA